Molecule: messenger RNA, 2239 nt
Organism: Gadus morhua (Atlantic cod)
Lineage: Eukaryota; Metazoa; Chordata; Actinopteri; Gadiformes; Gadidae
Product: basic salivary proline-rich protein 1-like
Exons: 20
Coding region: 388-2178 (596 amino acids)
Source: RefSeq, a predicted model, not a curated record
UCCGCUGACGCAAGUGGCAAAGCGACUGGCAGAGAGGCAGGAUCUGCAGGGGGCAAAAUCAAAACAGGCCAAAGAAAGACUUACCGUUUCAGUGAGGCCCAAGGAUGCCUGCUUCGUCCUAGGGGACAAGAGUGUGGCCAUCAUAGAAGAAGUUGGAGAAAAUGGAAAUUUCAAUUGCAGAUUUAUUCCUGAAAAGCACACGUCAAACCUUUUCAUAACGCCAUGUGAAUCAAAGCUGAUCGAUAUAGCAUUUAUUGGCAAUACCACAUACCGCAUGGCAAGCACAAAAAUCCUUCAAUCCAGUGACCUAAAGAGGAAAGCUGUGUGCAUCCCAUACAGAAGGGGGCAUGCAAUUUUUCCACUUCUGCAUAAUUGAACAACGAGAUUAUGGCGUUUGUGAGGGCUGUGUGGCAGGAGGGCGAUAAAGUUUUUGAAGGGGUGCUGCCAAUAAAUUGGAUUGACGAAGAAAGGAAAGUCCUCAGAUGGCCAAAAAAGGGACGGGCGUCGGCCUGGAAAAACAAAACGAAUCCAGCUGGAGACUGGCUGGACUUUCCCCUCAUAAAAAUAAAAUUUACUUCAGAAAGUGAAAAGGAGUGCACUGAGUUUAAUUAUACAUCGUCAGCACAGACAGAUUCAGAAGACCCUCCAGAACUGGGGAAAAGGGCAAUAAAAAGAAAGCAAUUUUCUGAUUGUAUUGAAGAACCAGAACUAUCAGAUGAAGAACCCAGACCCAAAAAAAGCAAAAGCACAGGACUGCUCAGCAAGCCACCAAAGCCACCAAAUAUGACUAAUGAGACACCCAGUGUCAGAAACCAGGACCAGACCUCUUUGGAUAAUACCCCAACUCUAGAUUCAUCAUAUACCCACCCCCAGAGGAGCCCCUCCCCCUCCAAUCAUUCUGAUGUUGGGGGUGAGUCCUGGCAGGAUAGCUCACCUUCAUCUCCAAGGAACCAGUCCAUAAGGAGCCCCUCUCCCUCAUCCAGUCAUUUUGGGAACCACAGAGGAGGCUCCCAUUCUGGUGGUCCUCCUAGAGCCUCAAACAGCCAGUCCAUAGGGACCCCCUCUCCCUCAUCCAGUCAUUCCAGGAACCACAGAGGAGGCUCUCGUCCUGGUGGUUCUUCUCGAGCCUCAAACGGCCAGUCCAUAAGGACCCCCUCUCCCUCAUCCAGUCAUUCUGGGAACCACAGAGGAGGCUCCCAUUCUGGUGGUCCUCCUAGAGCCUCAAACAGCCAGUCCAUAGGGACCCCCUCUCCCUCAUCCAGUCAUUCCAGGAACCACAGAGGAGGCUCUCGUCCUGGUGGUUCUUCUCGAGCCUCAAACGGCCAGUCCAUAAGGACCCCCUCUCCCUCAUCCAGUCAUUCUGGGAACCACAGAGGAGGCUCCCAUUCUGGUGGUCCUCCUAGAGCCUCAAACAGCCAGUCCAUAAGGACCCCCUCUCCCUCAUCCAGUCAUUCCGGGAACCACAGAGGAGGCUCUCGUCCUGGUGGUUCUUCUCGAGCCUCAAACGGCCAGUCCAUAAGGACCCCCUCUCUCUCAUCCAGUCAUUCCAGGAACCACAGAGGAGGCUCCCAUUCUGGUGGUUCUUCCCGAAGUUCAAACAGCCAGUCCAUGAGGAGCCCCUCUCCCUCACCCAGGAACCACAGAGGCUCCCGUCCUGGUGGUUCUCCUUUAGCUUCAAACAGCAUCAGGGCCCGCUCCCCCAGAGAGAGGAACAGUGUAUUCCCCAUGGAAAAUUACAAAUUCCAGAGAUGUGUGAAGAAAAAAUUGGUGGAGAUCAUGGAGGUGGUGAAAAGAAUUGAGGCGGACCACCAAAGGGGAGGGACAUACCUAUUAAAAACCAUGUCGACCAUGGACGAGGUCCUCAUGUUAGAAGACAAGCUCAAUCAGGAGGAGAGACAGGCUCUGAUGGCACAGUUAAGCAAGGUCGGGGGGAAGGACAUAAAAGACUGUGUUGCAAAAAUUUUGAACAGAUUGAUGACGAAUGGCCUGAUGUCCCAUUUCAAUAUGAUGGGCCAUGGUGGGAAGACAGCUUUUAAAGCAAUGACUCUCUAUGGCGUCCUAACAGCUGCUGUUAAAAAAUGGAGUGAAAGGGCCACCGACCAUGACAUCGGGAGAGCUGUGGCAGAUCAAUUAAAACAUGCGCCUGGACGCUCCGGUGGUGGAGGCAAGAACAAUUAAUAAAGGGAUAAAGAAAGCAAUCAGUUAUUAAAAUGUUUUGUUUGACUUAUAGGCCUGUAAU